AUGGUCCGAGGCAUGAGAAUGCUAGUGAGAGUUUGGAUGGAGAUUUUCAAUGCCUCUAGUUCCGUGGUGGAGAUAUCUUCGAGGGACCCAUCCGAUAGAAUCUUGGGUCCUAGCUCCAGCUCGGUGAAGAAAAGCUUUUGCAACUUCGAUAGGGUGAAUCUUCGAACUAAAGUGGAGGGAAAGAGAGAAGAGGAUUGA
Dovyalis caffra is the source of this 198-nucleotide messenger RNA. The record is from the annotation of a GenBank genome assembly. NCBI's taxonomy places the organism in Eukaryota, Viridiplantae, Streptophyta, Magnoliopsida, Malpighiales, Salicaceae.